AACUAUAAUAGCCUCACUGAUUUGAUCACCAUCACUGUCAUUUGAGUUUUGAAGCGGCUUGAAGAUGGAAAUAGUUGCUCCACAUGCAAGUAUGAUUGUACCUGAAGUUUCUUAAAAGCAAUAACUACAAAAGGUGAAGCAUUUUCAUGCAGCACUAUUUAGUGGGUCAAGAUUUUUGGGAUGUUGUUCAAUUAAGCCAGUUGUCUGCUGGAGGAAAUACGACGGAUUGGAUUAAAAAAAGUGCAUUAGCUCUGCAUGCCAUUAAGAUUUCAUGUGGAGAAGAAAUGUUCGACAAAAUAAAGGACAUGGAUUCUGCUAAAGAUGUUUGGGAUGCAUUGGCUGAAAUGCAUAAACCCCCAGUUGUCGCUCAGGAAAGUGCUAAGCACCCCCUAGAAAGGCGAACAGACAAUGAUGGAAAGAUCCCUGUUCAAUUGGCCUACAGCACAAUUCAAGAGGACAUGACACGCUAUCUGUACCGUGAGACUCCACUAGAGUCCCUAAACGUUGACCAUGGCUUCUACAUCCUUCAAGAGUGUAUAACUAGGAAAAUGUUUGGCAUAAGAGUGAAGGCAUACAUCAUCAAAGAAGAAAAGCAUCGAUCAUGCGUGGAGAAGAUCCAAGACUUUUUUAAGGCAAGCGUACAGAAGAUGACGGCCUCAUUUCAGUCAUGUGGAGCGAUAGUCCAACAAUGUUUUCUGUCAAGUGGGCUGGCAAUCGUAAUCACGCUUUCAAUGCCACUGAUCCUUGGUAAACUGAUCCUUGUGGCGCUACGCAUGCUGGUUUCAAUGCUCUCAUGGUACUUUGAUACGCAUUUAUAUCAGCUAAAGUUGAUGGAUGAGUAUGCCCGUGAGGUUAUACAUUUAAUAUGUCAUCAGUCAUUUUCAGAAUUAGAUCAGAACCAGUUUGUGCAAAGUAGAGCAGUGGAAGCAACAUUCCAGGCUAUCAAGAACGGCAUCCCUGAUAUUGUGAAAGAAAUUACAAAAGCUAAUGCAAAUAUAUUAUGGAGCAGUACAGAUCCUGAAGAUUCAAGAUCAAAAAUUCAAAACAUAUUUGCUUGUGCUGUAGCACAUCGUCAAGAGAGAGUGGCACACCUUCUUUAUGAAUCUGAGAAGGAGAAAAACAUGCUUCUUAUCACUGAUGAAGAUGGAAAUAAUACAUUACAUCUAGCAGCAAUGUUACCUCCUCAUUAUCAAUUAGGUUACAUCCAUGCUGCAGCUUUGCAGUUGCAAAAUGAAGUACGUUGGUUCAAGUUUACCAACGAAGCGAUAAUGAUGUCUAAAACUCUCUUGCUUUCUACAGCCCAACCGUCAUCGGAGGAAUUGGACCUUCUUGAUCGCAGCGAUCAAUCAAAUCCCCAAGGUACUCUGAUGGACGAAGAUCUCCCCACCGGCAACAUCCCACUGCCAUCUGGAGCAACUGCUGGGACUUCCUAUAGAGACAAACUGUUAGUGGUUGAGAACCCGUCAGUCAUUUCCUUCUCCACAAUACCUGGCUACAUGGAGGAAGAUUCAGAUGUGGAUGACGACCCGUAUGAUGAUGCUCCGGUUAUUCUGCUUUCUAAGGUAGAGAAACGACGGAUUAGGGAGCCAUGGAUGAAUGCUAUUAUCAUUAAGGCCUUCCAUCACAAGUCACUGGUUCGCUUCCAUGAUAAUGAAAAUUUGAGCAAGGUGAUCCAAGGGAGCCCCUGGUUUAUUGGUCCCUAUUUACUAACUAUGAGAAGGUGGGAACCCAACUUUGACCCGGAAGAAGCUCUCUACACAACAACAACCACUUCUGUUUGGGCCGAACUUCCCAAUUUAUCUGCGGAUCAUUACGACCCUGUUACAUUAAGGAAAAUUGGAAACAAGGUCGGUCCUUUGCUUCGUGUGGAUGCCCAUACAGCUCAUCAUACAAGAGGCAUUCUUGAUUUCUUCUGUUUAAGAUCAGGACAGUGUGUUAACCAUCAAAAAUCUAAAAUCCUGUUCUCAAAGAAUGUGGACCAGGCCUCUCGGGAAGCUAUUUGCUCCACACUGGGAUAUACUCCAAUGGACGAUUUGGGUAAAUAUCUUGGUAUACCUAUCUCAGCUCAAAAACUGAAUAAGAGCAAAUGGCAAUUUGUGGUGGAUGAAGUUCGUGGCAAACUUGCUACUAUCCAUAUGGAGUUGGAUCGCAUGUCCAGAAAUUUUAUGUGGGGUACCGAACCAAAACAUAGAAGGAUCCAUCUUGUAAGUUGGGACAAAGUCACUAAAGGAAAGAAGAAAGGGCUCGGGUUGAAAAGCUCAAAGGAAUCCAAUAUUGUUGCUAUGUCCUCACCUUUGUCAGCAACGGUCUUUGGCCCUCACAAUGCUAACUUUGCUAAUAUUACUAUGGAAGAGUACUUUCAAGCUGCGGGAAAGGCCCCUAACUUGAUUAACUAUGAUCUCCCAAGUAAUAUUCUUGCUAUUAUUCAAGCUACCCCUAUCUCCUUGUCUUCCACAAAAGAUGAUGGGUUUGCUUGGAAAAACUCCCCUGAUGGUGAAUUUUCUGCAGCUUUAGCCUACCAGUGCUUGAAGGACCCCACUAUGUCAGCUGAUAACAACUGGAAAUGGGUUUGGAAAGCCCCCACCCUCCCAAAAAUCCAACAUUUCAUAUGGCUGCUUACCCAUCGGCGACUUAAAUGCUUUGAUUUUCUUAAUAAGCUAGGCAUUUGUGCUUCGGCAUCCUGUCCUCGGUGUCAAGUUGGAGACGAGACUGUCAAACAUUUGGUUAGGAUGUGCCCUAUAUCAUCCCAAAUUCUAGGAAGUCUCCUACCUGGCAUCUCCACUACGCAACAGCAACAAUUAGGGUUUGUGGAGUGGUUUCACUUUAACUUUCAAUGCUCGGAGAAGUCAAACAUUCUAAACAUCCCUUGGAAUGUUGUUUUUUGCUUUGCCAUUUGGGGUAUUUGGCUUCAUAGGAACCAACUCAUACAUUCAACCCACCCCUAUCCUAUUAUUUCGGCCUCUAAGCUUAUUGUUGAAAGAGCAGCAGAAUAUUACAGUACAGUUCCUUAUAAGAGGCAGAACCAACGCCCCACUAGUAUGUACAAAUGGAUCAAGCCUCCCCCGUCCUUUCUCAAAUUGAACACCGAUGGGCCGAUGGCUCGGCCAUCGAUAAUCCUGGGAAGGUUGCAAGAGGUGGUCUAAUAAGAGAUUCUUGGGUAUAAAUUUCAUAUUAAUACAAAUAUUUUUUUUUUGUGUAAUUGUUCUUAUUGGCCUAAUUUUCAAACAUAGAAUUAUUGCCUACACUAAUAUAUAGUCAAUCUCAUAAAGACAUGAGUGGAGAAGGGAAGGUAGUGUGCGUGACUGGAGCUUCGGGAUUCAUAGCAUCAUGGCUUGUAAAGCUUCUCCUCGAUCGUGGGUACACCGUUAAAGCCACCAUUCGUGACCCAAAUGAUGCGAAAAAAACAGAGCACUUACUCGCCCUCAAUGGAGCUAAGGAAAGACUUCAUUUAUUCAAAGCAGAGUUAUUAGAUGAAGGGAGUUUUGAUUGUGUAGUGGAUGGGUGUGAUGGUGUUUUUCACGCAGCUUCCCCUGUGUUUUUUGAUCGUCCUGAUUACCAGGUUCAUCUCUUAAUAUUUGUGUUUCUCUGUAACUGUG
Rubroshorea leprosula is the source of this 3596-nucleotide messenger RNA. The record is from the annotation of a GenBank genome assembly. NCBI's taxonomy places the organism in Eukaryota, Viridiplantae, Streptophyta, Magnoliopsida, Malvales, Dipterocarpaceae.